Solanum tuberosum (potato) is the source of this 532-nucleotide messenger RNA. RefSeq names its product 7-deoxyloganetin glucosyltransferase-like. The transcript has a single exon. The coding region runs from base 68 to 532 and encodes 154 amino acids. Gene Ontology annotation, molecular function: quercetin 7-O-glucosyltransferase activity; quercetin 3-O-glucosyltransferase activity. The record is from RefSeq and is a predicted model, not a curated record. Lineage: Eukaryota; Viridiplantae; Streptophyta; Magnoliopsida; Solanales; Solanaceae.
UUGAAUUUGCAUGGGGACUUGCAAAUACUAAAAUGAAUUUCUUGGGAUUGUUCGAUCCGAUUUAGUCAUGGGUGAUUCAACAAUUUUACCUUAUGAAUUUCUUGCAGAGACUAAGGAAAGAGGUUUAUUAAGUGGUUGGUGCCUUCAAGAACAAGUUUUAAGUCAUGCGUCAAUUGGAGGAUUUUUAGGUCACUGUGGCUGGAAUUCAACUUUCGAAAGCAUAUCAUUUGGUGUGCCAAUGCUAUGUUGGCCUUUCUUUGCGGAUCAACAAACGAAUUGUUGGUUUAGUUGUAAUCGUUGGGGUGUCGGGAUUGAAAUUGAUAGUGAUGUGAAGAGGGAAGUGAUUGAGGAGGUUGUGAGAGAGUUGAUGAUUGGAGAAAAGGGUAAAGAGAUGAAAGAAAAUGCAUUGAAGUGGAAGAAUUUAGCAGAAAAAGCAAUCACUUCUCCAACUGGAUCAUCUUAUAUGAAUUUCGACAAGUUGGUUAGGGAAGUGCUAUUGCCAAAAGCUUCUUCAUUUCUUCCACUAGAUUGA